CAUUUUUUUUUUCAAUUUGUUUUCUCUCUCUCUUCCGAUGCUUAAAGUAGAAGUGGAGCAGAAAGGUAAACGCACUGUUACCAAUGCUAACCCCUAACUCACACUUUGUUCUACCUGUACCAUACUUAUGUGACCUGCCCUCCCUCCCGGCCCCUUCUUCUCUCCCCCACCCACACUCGGUCCAGUCGGUAUCCCCAACCCCGGGUUGUCCUCCCAGCGGGGCCAGCCCUGGUGCGGCCACGGGCAUCUCCACCCUCCAGAUACCCACGGAAGCUCUUCUCUGAGCUUGGGCAGAAUUUCUCUCUCUCGCUGUUUCUGUCUCUCUCUGUCCCUCCUUCCUGGUCCCUGGCCCUUUCCGGGGACCUGGCCUUCUCUCAUACUUCUUUUGCCUCCUUCAGGAGAAGUGUAUAAGCAUCCAGGGCGGGUGGGGAGGGAGGGACUCCCUUCCCCGGCUCCCCCACUGGGGCACCGGGUGAGCUGUCUCUCUCUCUCUGUCUCUCUCUCUGUCUCUCCCCUCUCUCUUCCUCCUUCCCCUGCACCUUUUAUAACAAGUUUCUGGUUCAGGGGAGGCGGGCUGGAGGGGACACCAUUGUUUUCCUUUUGGGGAGCAGAUUCCUCCUAUGUCUCGGGCUCCUGGUGGCUUAAGUUCCUUCUGGUUUGACGUUUCCAAGGCCCAGAGCUGUUUUGGAGCACGGAGCACCAGUCCUCCCCACCCCCACCCCGAUCCCAUCUCUGACCAGCUGGGGGCCCAGCCCUGGGGAGGGGUGUCAGCUGUCCCCAGCCCUGGGAGGGGGCAGCCUGCCAAAAAAUGAAAAAAUGAGGGCGAGGGGGCGGGGGGGGCCUCAUGGUUGGGGGAGCGAAGGGUGGGGGAGCGUGUUCUCUGUUUCUUUCACACUUGCAAAGCUGCAGUCAGGGUUUCUUCUGGGCUGUUGUGGUUAGAGGACCAGGGAGAGGGGCGGCGGGCGGGGGGGCACAGUCUGGGGACUUCCACAGACUCUGUAAUUUCUGGCAGAGAACUCCCUAGUGGAUGGGGCUGUCCGUUACUGGUGGGGCGGAGGUGCUGCUGCUGAGGGGCUUCUAGGGUGAGACGUUAGGGAUGACCAUUUCCUCCCCCGAAAGUUUUGGGAAAUUACCCAUUUGAGGCUGGCAGCAGUGGGCGGGGCUGGAGGACAUGGCCUUUAGGGGUCCCUUGUGCCUUGAAAUUACAGUGGUCUGUGGAGCAUCCCUUCCGAAGGAGGUGGGGCAGGGCCCCUCUGAGCUGCUCCCCUCCCCGUCUUCCCCUCUCCCCCAUCUCAGAGAGGCCUGGGCUGUUGGCCCGAGGUCCGCCCCCUCACCGCACCCCUCCACUCUCCUCUCUCUCUCCUGGAGUCUCUCUCCCUCCCAGCACCAGCCACUCUUCUUGCAGGCCCACUGGUUUGGAUGCGGCACCACUGGAGCUUUUCUCUUCGAGGGCCAGGGCAGGGCGGGUGGGGUGAUGGGGCAAGGGAGGGAAGAGGAGGGAUUGGGAGCUUGGUGCUGGUGAAGGGUCCUUGCUGUCCAAGGCCCCAGACAGACCCUUCCUCAUCUUCUCCCCCUUCCCCUGGGUUGACCUCUAACCACAUUUUUCCUCCCCUGAUACCCUCUGAGCAGGUUAGGCUCUGAGGCCUCCCCCCAUCCCCCUCACACAAACAUGUCCCCUCAGAUGCCACACACCUGGCGGGGGUGGGGACCGGCUUGGGCAGAGGCCGGUGUGCUGGACGGAGUGUGCAGGCCGAACCCCUCGGGGCAUCAGGGACAGGGAGGUGGCCAGUCCUCAGGGCCCAAGCCAGGGUCAUUCUGGCUCCUGCCCAGCUCUAUGUCCCAGGCUUCUCUCCCUCUACAAAAACUACAUCCUCCUGGCUGCUUUGUGCCAGGGGGUCCUGAGCCACAUUGUCCCCAUGCUGUGAAGGGAAUGCUGCCUGUCCCCCUCCCUCCCAAGCCUGCUGAAGGUGGGGAAUGAGGACUAGCUCUUGCCCAAGCCCCUCUUGCCACUGGGGCUGCCCCCCCAAGCCGGUGCCAGGUCCCAGCCACCCCCCCAGUCCCCUUGGGGCCAGCUGCUUUGGUGACAGGCCAAGCAGGAGCAGAGAAUUCACUGCAAACCCUCCGCCCUCGCCCCGUGCCCUCGCCCUGGCCUGUGUGUGGGUUCUGCCAGCUGGGAGGUGAGGGAGGCCCGGCCAUCCUGGAUGGAGGGGCGCGUGGAUGUUGGCACUCUGGGAGGAGGUGGGGGAUCUGACCACACUGACCCCCGGAUCAGUCAAGGGGAGGCUAGGAGUAGGUGGCGCUGGGACGUGACUGGGCAAGGGUGGGCCGGCCAGCAGCGGCCAACGAGAUGCAGUUGAGGUUUUCCUCCUUUUCAGGGAUUGGGGGGGUGGGGCGGGGCCCCCCACCUUUCUGACAUCAGCGCUGCCUUGGUCCCUCCUCCCGAGCCGGGGAUGGUCGCAGGUGGUCUGCAGCGCGGCCUCCCACGGAGCCAGGACCUCGCCAAGCCCCCAUACCCCCUUGUCUCUCUUCCCUCUGCACAGCUCUCCGCUCCCUCCCCAACUCUCCCGGGAGUACUGUCCCUCUCCAUGUCCCCACCCCUACCCCCACCCCUGUGCACAGUGCCACUGUCUGCUGCUGAGCCAGACCCCAUGAGAGACCCUGCCGGCUGGGGGCAGGGCUGGGCGCCCUCCAGGAGGGGCCAGACUCUCCGUUCCCUGUCCUAGCCUGGGAGCUGCCUGUGGGAAUCCCUUCCUCGGCUACUGACUUCGUGGGUACCGGGUGGGGGUGGGGCGCAAGCUGCAUCAGGAACCUGGGGAGAGAGUUGAAACCCCUAUCCUUCCCCCAGCCUAGAAUAGGGGGACACUCCUGACACCCACAGUGGGUACGGGAACAUCACUCUACGUUGCAAUUUUUGCAGGAGGAAGAAAGUGGAGUUAAAAAAAAAAAGUCUGUCCGGGUGUGGUUGGUGAAGGAUGGGAGCCUGGACCCUAGCUCUUCCCUAAGUGGCAGAGAAGAGGGAGAACGGGCCAGGUGCUGAGUCCCUGGACUGUCAAAGUCAGGAGUGACUCUAGUGGGGAGAUUCUGCCCCCACUGAAAUCACACAGGACCACCUCUGGGAGGGCUCUUGCCAACUCCUCCCCAGCCUGUGGGGUCUCUAGCAGCCAGGGAAGGGAAGAGGGGCUCCACUUCCCCCACUAACCCCGCUCUUAAUGGCCUUCAGGGCUCACAUUUCCAGGGAGAGGGGCAGCUGGGCAGGGCGUGGGGAGGGGGGUCGGGUCCCAGCCCGGAAACCCCCUUCCCAUCACCAGCCCUACCAAGCAACCGUGACUGCAGCAGCAGGAGGGGACAACCUGACUCCCCGCCGGCAGCGUGACCAACUUGCCUCUCUCCCCCCGUCUCUCUUUUUCCUCCCUCUUGCCUCUGCCCCUCCUCUUUCGUCUCCUCCCCUCCCGCCCGCUCUGCCCAGUCUUCGUGUGCCCAGGGACCCUGCAGAAGGUGCUGGAGCCCACCUCGACACACGAGUCAGAGCAUCAGUCUGGCGCUUGGUGCAAGGACCCGCUGCAGGCAGGUGACCGCAUCUACGUGAUGCCCUGGAUCCCCUACCGCACGGACACACUGACCGAGUACGCCUCGUGGGAGGACUACGUGGCCGCCCGCCACACCACCACCUACCGCCUGCCCAACCGCGUGGAUGGCACAGGCUUUGUGGUCUAUGACGGUGCCGUCUUCUAUAACAAGGAGCGCACGCGCAACAUCGUCAAGUAUGACCUGCGGACGCGCAUCAAGAGCGGGGAGACGGUCAUCAAUACCGCCAACUACCACGACACCUCGCCCUACCGCUGGGGCGGCAAGACCGACAUUGACCUGGCGGUGGACGAGAAUGGGCUGUGGGUCAUCUACGCCACUGAGGGCAACAACGGGCGGCUGGUGGUGAGCCAGCUGAACCCCUACACACUGCGCUUCGAGGGCACGUGGGAGACGGGUUACGACAAGCGAUCGGCAUCCAACGCCUUCAUGGUGUGCGGGGUCCUGUACGUACUGCGUUCCGUGUACGUGGAUGAUGACAGCGAGGCGGCUGGCAACCGCGUGGACUAUGCCUUCAACACCAAUGCCAACCGCGAGGAGCCUGUCAGCCUUGCCUUCCCCAACCCCUACCAGUUCAUCUCCUCCGUUGACUACAACCCUCGCGACAACCAGCUGUACGUCUGGAACAACUAUUUCGUGGUGCGCUACAGCCUGGAGUUCGGGCCGCCCGACCCCAGUGCUGGUGAGGACGACUCACUUCCAGGCCCAGCCACUUCCCCACCCCUCAGCACGACCACCACAGCCAGGCCCACGCCCCUCACCAGCACAGCCUCGCCCGCAGCCACCACCCCGCUCCGCCGGGCACCCCUCACCACGCACCCAGUGGGUGCCAUCAACCAGCUGGGACCUGAUCUGCCUCCAGCCACAGCCCCAGCCCCCAGCACCCGGCGGCCCCCCGCCCCGAAUCUACACGUGUCCCCUGAGCUCUUCUGCGAGCCCCGAGAGGUGCGGCGGGUCCAGUGGCCGGCCACCCAGCAGGGCAUGCUGGUGGAGAGACCCUGCCCCAAGGGGACUCGAGGAAUUGCCUCCUUCCAGUGUCUACCAGCCUUGGGGCUCUGGAACCCCCGGGGCCCUGACCUCAGCAACUGCACCUCCCCCUGGGUCAACCAGGUGGCCCAGAAGAUCAAGAGUGGGGAGAACGCGGCCAACAUCGCCAGUGAGCUGGCCCGACACACCCGGGGCUCCAUCUACGCGGGAGACGUGUCCUCCUCUGUGAAGCUGAUGGAGCAGCUGCUGGACAUCUUGGACGCCCAGCUGCAGGCCCUGCGGCCCAUCGAGCGCGAGUCAGCCGGAAAGAACUACAACAAGAUGCACAAGCGAGAGAGAACUUGCAAGGAUUAUAUCAAGGCCGUGGUGGAGACAGUGGACAAUCUGCUCCGGCCAGAAGCUCUGGAGUCCUGGAAGGACAUGAAUGCCACGGAGCAGGUGCACACGGCCACCAUGCUCCUGGACGUCCUGGAGGAGGGUGCCUUCCUGCUGGCCGACAACGUCAGGGAGCCUGCCCGCUUCCUGGCUGCCAAGGAGAACGUGGUCCUGGAGGUCACAGUCCUGAACACAGAGGGCCAGGUGCAGGAGCUGGUGUUCCCCCAGGAGGAGUACCCAAGAAAGAACUCCAUCCAGCUGUCAGCCAAAACCAUCAAGCAGAACAGCCGCAAUGGGGUGGUCAAAGUUGUCUUCAUCCUCUACAACAACCUGGGCCUCUUCCUGUCCACGGAGAAUGCCACAGUCAAGCUGGCCGGCGAAGCAGGCCCGGGUGGCCCUGGGGGCGCCUCUCUAGUGGUGAACUCACAGGUCAUCGCAGCAUCCAUCAACAAGGAGUCCAGCCGUGUCUUCCUCAUGGACCCUGUCAUCUUCACCGUGGCCCACCUGGAGGACAAGAACCACUUCAAUGCCAACUGCUCCUUCUGGAACUACUCGGAGCGUUCCAUGCUGGGCUACUGGUCGACCCAGGGCUGCCGCCUGGUGGAGUCCAACAAGACCCAUACCACGUGUGCCUGCAGCCACCUCACCAACUUCGCCGUGCUCAUGGCUCACCGCGAGAUCUACCAGGGCCGCAUCAACGAGCUGCUGCUGUCGGUCAUCACCUGGGUGGGCAUCGUGAUCUCCCUGGUCUGCCUGGCCAUCUGCAUCUCCACCUUCUGCUUCCUGCGGGGGCUGCAGACUGACCGCAACACCAUCCACAAGAACCUGUGCAUCAAUCUCUUCCUGGCCGAGCUGCUUUUCUUGGUCGGGAUCGACAAGACUCAGUAUGAGAUUGCCUGCCCCAUCUUUGCCGGCCUGCUGCACUACUUCUUCCUGGCCGCCUUCUCUUGGCUGUGCCUGGAGGGCGUGCACCUCUACCUGCUGCUGGUGGAGGUGUUUGAGAGCGAGUAUUCCCGCACCAAGUACUACUACCUAGGCGGCUACUGCUUCCCGGCUCUGGUGGUGGGCAUCGCGGCUGCCAUUGACUACCGCAGCUAUGGCACUGAGAAGGCCUGCUGGCUCCGAGUGGACAAUUACUUCAUCUGGAGUUUCAUCGGGCCCGUCUCCUUCGUUAUCGUGGUCAACCUGGUGUUCCUCAUGGUGACGCUGCACAAGAUGAUCCGAAGCUCAUCUGUGCUCAAGCCCGACUCCAGCCGCCUGGACAACAUUAAAUCCUGGGCUCUGGGGGCCAUUGCACUGCUGUUCCUGCUGGGCCUCACCUGGGCUUUCGGCCUCCUCUUCAUCAACAAGGAGUCGGUGGUCAUGGCCUAUCUCUUCACCACCUUCAACGCCUUCCAGGGGGUCUUCAUCUUCGUCUUUCACUGCGCCUUACAGAAGAAGGUGCACAAGGAGUACAGCAAGUGCCUGCGUCACUCCUACUGCUGCAUCCGCUCCCCUCCCGGGGGCACUCACGGAUCCCUCAAGACCUCAGCCAUGCGAAGCAACACCCGCUAUUACACAGGGACUCAGAGCCGAAUUCGGAGGAUGUGGAAUGACACUGUGAGGAAACAGACAGAGUCCUCCUUCAUGGCGGGUGACAUCAACAGCACCCCAACCCUGAAUCGAGGUACCAUGGGGAACCACCUGCUGACCAACCCUGUGCUGCAGCCCCGUGGGGGCACCAGCCCCUACAACACCCUCAUCGCCGAGUCGGUGGGCUUCAAUCCCUCCUCGCCCCCUGUCUUCAACUCCCCAGGGAGCUACCGGGAACCCAAGCACCCCUUGGGAGGCCGGGAAGCCUGUGGCAUGGACACCCUGCCCCUGAACGGCAACUUCAACAACAGUUACUCCUUGCGAAGUGGGGAUUUCCCUCCCGGGGAUGGGGGCCCUGAGCCGCCCCGAGGCCGGAACCUAGCCGAUGCGGCGGCCUUCGAGAAGAUGAUCAUCUCGGAGCUGGUGCACAACAACCUGCGGGGGAGCAGCAGCGCGGCCAAGGGCCCUCCACCGCCUGAGCCCCCCGUGCCACCUGUGCCAGGGGGCGGGGGUGAGGAAGAGGCAGGCGGGCCCGGGGUUGCUGACCGGGCUGAGAUUGAACUUCUCUAUAAGGCCCUGGAGGAGCCUCUGCUGCUGCCCCGGGCCCAGUCGGUGCUGUACCAGAGCGAUCUGGACGAGUCGGAGAGCUGCACGGCCGAGGACGGCGCCACCAGCCGGCCCCUCUCCUCCCCUCCGGGCCGGGACUCCCUCUAUGCCAGCGGGGCCAACCUGCGGGACUCACCCUCCUACCCGGACAGCAGCCCUGAGGGGCCCAGUGAGGCCCUGCCCCCACCCCCUCCCGCACCCCCUGGUCCCCCCGAAAUCUACUACACCUCGCGCCCGCCAGCCCUGGUGGCCCGGAAUCCCCUGCAGGGCUACUACCAGGUGCGGCGUCCUAGCCACGAGGGCUACCUGGCAGCCCCAGGCCUUGAGGGGCCAGGGCCCGAUGGGGACGGGCAGAUGCAGCUGGUCACCAGUCUCUGAGGGGACCUCAUGGACCAGGGGCUGGUGGCCCAGGCCAGGGAGGGAACCCUGGGCAGGGCUCGGGUGGGAGAGGGAGACAGAUGGAGGCAGUGGCUGGUGGGCCACUCUCUCCAGGUGCCCCUCAGCCAUGGGCCCUCCAGUCCCCUCAGGGGACUCUGACCUGGGGGCCUGAGGUGCCAGGGUUCACAGACAGGGUUUCCCACCAGCCACACGCACCAGCUCUAUUUGGGGGAAGUGUAGUGAGGAGGAGCCCAGAGGUCCCCAGGGGAGCGAGGAGGGAGAACUUGGAAGGGGGCAGCCCACUUCCAGACUCUCCACUCUCCCACCCUUCUACGCCGUGAAGGGAAAUGAGGGCUUUAGUUUCCCUGGGCGGGAGGGGCAGCUUCUGAGGUUGCCAAAGGCCCCCACUGGAUCGAACCUGUCAGCUGCUCCUCUCCGCAGCCAGAAAUGCUGCCGGCUGCACCCAGAGGGAGCAGUGAGGCAGGACAAAUGGACAGGUUCCUCCUGCGCUACAAUUCCUUGCUCCCUGGAGACUGGGAAAAGGCCACAGGGCAGGGGGACUGGGCGGUGGUGGCUGGUGGUUUAAAGGUCGAACUUUCUCUGAAGCUCCUUUCCCCUUGCUCUUGGUCCCUGCCCCCCAAGCAAGCCUGCCCCCUCUGCCUCCCAGUGCACCCAAUGACCCCCUCCCUUGGGGCGACUCCUGAUGAAGCACAACUCCCCGCAGGGCCCCCAGCCCACAGGGGUGGCCAUAUUUGGGCAGUUCCCAGUCCUGUGGGCUCGGCUAUCUGGGGAGCAGAUUUUGGGUCUGGAUCUCCCUGGGGAGUGGGUCCUGGGCUUGGAUCUUUCCCUGGGGGGCCCUCUUACUCCUUCCUCUCUCCUCCUCCUCCUUCCCCAUUGCUGUAAAUAUUUCAACGAAAUGGAAAAGAAAAAAAAAAGACAAAAAAAAAAAAAAAAGACAAAAAAAAUCUCAUCACUUGAAGCCACCGGGAGCCUGCGGCCCGGGCCAACCUGGGCUUUCUCCGGAGCAGAGCGGCGCUGCCGGCCCGGCAGCCAGGACUUCUCCGUGUACGUGCAUCCCCAGCCCCCACCGGGGCGGGCGGGCCGCCAGAGCAGCUUUUUACAAUCCAGAGACAGAAAACAAAAUCUAGAUGCAACAGCGAAACAAAGAACCCAUUUCCUUCCUGGCACCCGUUUCUGUCCCCUCCUUUCCUGCUCUGCCUGCCCAGCAUCAUCAGCCCUCCUGGGGCGUGUACCUCACUGCCUGCCCCAGGACCAGAGGCCUGUCUCCCCCUUCCCUCCCCAUCGGCCCGGGGGAGACCCCCUCACACCCAAAGAUGCUUUGUCAAGAUGGCUGCGCUGUCCCUUUGAGUUCCUGCUGCUUGUAUGUUGCUUUGGGGACUCUAACUGGGGAAAAUGGGGCUGAUUUCCCACCUAGAGAGAUUGAUGGCCAGAGGAAAAUGGGGAGGAACUGGGGUUCUGGAGGGCAUGGGUAUGGCUGAGGAGGGUGCUGGAGUGGCAACGUGGUCUUCUGUCUGGGGGAGGGGGAAGGGGCAAAGGUGAGAGGUCACCUUCCCUACCCUCCACCUUCCCACAGGGAGGAUGAAGCCAGGUGCCAGGGCUGGGGUCAGGACACCCAUGUUCUGGGGGGGCUUGACCCCAAAUCCCAGACCCUGGAAGCUCCAGGCUCGGGAUGUCUCCUGAGCACCUCUCCCAGCCCCCUCCUCUCCAGCCUGUCAGCCCAGCCUCUCCAGUCCCCUCCCCUCAACUCUAGGGGCAACAUAGCCCUGAGGCCACCUUAGCCCAGCCCCUGCAUUGCCAUUUCCCCAGAGGUGGCCUGUCCGCCUCUGCUCUGACCUCUCCCCGUCUCUUUGCCCCUCCUUCUUUUCUCACAAGUGCCAUGAGUUUUCAAACAUCUUCGGGUCUCAGCCUGCUGCUGCCAUGAACUUUGUUGGGUUAAGGGGGAGGGGCUCUAGGAAGAAACGGGGGAAGGGGACAGGUAGGUGGCUGGAGGGACCCUUUUUGCUGCUAGAAAGCCCCUCCCUUCUCCUGGGGAGCUGGGGCUGGCUUGUCCCCAUCAAUUAGGGGAGAAGGGGUCAGACCAAAGAUGGUGGUUUGUCCCGUGUAAGGGAACAGGUGUGGGGAAGAGGUGGGGUUGGGUUCCAACUCUGGCUUUUUCUGGUAGAAAGGCCUAACCCAUGACACCAGAAGACUAUGGGUGAAGUCUAGAUGGGGAGGAGAAGCGAGGCCAGGGACAGUCUUGCCAGACGACUCUGAGGAGGGCCGGGACAGUUCCAUGGACCUUCCUGGACUGCACUAGGCUAGGAGCUCUUGUGUGGAGGGGCGGUCAGAGGUCUGUGAAGAGCGGGCAGGAGUCAUGGGCAGGCAAAGAGCCGGCCCGGCCUGAGCAGCAGCCCAGCUACAGCCUGUGGCUGCCCCCAACACCAGGAGGAGGGCCGGGAGAGUUCCAGGGGGGCUGAGACACACAGGGAGGCCCACUUCCUCCCUGCCUAGCCUUCCUUGUACCUCUCCAGACUCGGACAAUCAAAGGGAGAGAGGGUGUAUCAGUCCUGUUUCAGCCGGCAUCGCCCAGUGGCCUCCAGGCCUCAGAGCUGUGUGGCAGGGCCCCCUGCUGGGGCUGGACACCACUGCAGUCCAGUGCAAAGCUGCCCUCAGAGCCCAGGUGUCCCCCCCACCUAACCAGACCUGGUGCCUUGACGCCCCCACCCCAGCUGGGACGGUACAGAGAAGGGUCUUGGUUUCCUCUCCUACUCCCUUCCUUGGGCUCCUGAAAUUUGCUCCUAAAUCUUGUUAAUUCUUUUUCUCUGGAUUUUGGUUUCUUUUGGCUUUCCCUUGCCUUCCCUUUCUCUCUCUGUCUCCAACUCUCUUUCCCCACGUGUUUCUCGCUGUCUCUGUGUUCCUCUUCUCUCAUCCUCAACUUUCUGUCCAUUCGGGCCUCCUCCCCGCCUCCCACGCCCCAGCCCCUCCCUCCUUGGUCUCCUUUUCGAUAUGCCAAACCAAUUUUGGGUCGAGUGCAUUUAACGAGAACAAAACAAAAGGCUCAUAACAACAAGAACGUUUCAGAAAAAAAACAAAAAGUUUUAAAAAAAUUGUUGAGUCAAAAAGUCAAACAAUAAAGAAAUUAAGAUUUCUUGGAAUGACAAA
Piliocolobus tephrosceles (Ugandan red Colobus) is the source of this 10665-nucleotide messenger RNA. RefSeq names its product adhesion G protein-coupled receptor L1 (gene ADGRL1). Gene Ontology annotation, cellular component: presynaptic membrane; plasma membrane; axon. NCBI's taxonomy places the organism in Eukaryota, Metazoa, Chordata, Mammalia, Primates, Cercopithecidae. Bases 3586 to 7503 code for a protein of 1305 amino acids. The record is from RefSeq and is a predicted model, not a curated record. The transcript has 20 exons. Gene Ontology annotation, biological process: cell surface receptor signaling pathway; heterophilic cell-cell adhesion; adenylate cyclase-activating G protein-coupled receptor signaling pathway. Gene Ontology annotation, molecular function: carbohydrate binding; latrotoxin receptor activity; G protein-coupled receptor activity.